UGCCGCCCUCAAUAACUUCACGAAGUCGUUUAUUAUUUCCACUGCACCACCCAGACCAGAGUCAUACAGAGCUCCUCUCUCUCUCUCUCUCUCUCUCGCCGCCCAACACCCACCUCUAUUCUGUCCCCAUUCACACCAUACUAGUCGGCAAUUCUCCAGAUUUUCUCUCAGAUCCAAUUUUUCCCAGAAGCAAACCAUCGAAUUUCCCGAGAAACAAAUAAAACACACACAGACACACAAAAAUGUCACAGAGUGAUACUAUUCCCCUCCACCCCUCUUCCCAAUCCGACAUCGACGAGAUCGAAAAUCUCAUCAACUCCGGCCCAUCAACGGUCCUCCCGGCCCGCCCACCAAGCCCACCAAGAGCUCAGAUCCCCAUCUCCUCCUCUCCUUUUAUCCCUUCCAAUCUCCCCCUACCACCACCCACUCAAAAAUCGCCACCUGUGCCUUCUGUCACGGCCCCACCGCCUCCAUUGCCUACAGCCCGUAAUGGGUCUUCGAAUAUUGGUUCAACGGGCUUUGGCCCGGCCCCGAACACUUUGACGGAGCCGGUGUGGGACACGGUGAAAAGGGACUUGUCGAGAAUUGUGAGUAAUUUGAAGCUGGUGGUGUUUCCAAAUCCUUUUAGGGAAGAUCCUGGUAAGGCUUUGAGGGAUUGGGAUCUUUGGGGACCCUUUUUCUUCAUUGUUUUUCUGGGUCUCACCUUAUCCUGNGAAAAUCUCAUCAACUCCGGCCCAUCAACGGUCCUCCCGGCCCGCCCACCAAGCCCACCAAGAGCUCAGAUCCCCAUCUCCUCCUCUCCUUUUAUCCCUUCCAAUCUCCCCCUACCACCACCCACUCAAAAAUCGCCACCUGUGCCUUCUGUCACGGCCCCACCGCCUCCAUUGCCUACAGCCCGUAAUGGGUCUUCGAAUAUUGGUUCAACGGGCUUUGGCCCGGCCCCGAACACUUUGACGGAGCCGGUGUGGGACACGGUGAAAAGGGACUUGUCGAGAAUUGUGAGUAAUUUGAAGCUGGUGGUGUUUCCAAAUCCUUUUAGGGAAGAUCCUGGUAAGGCUUUGAGGGAUUGGGAUCUUUGGGGACCCUUUUUCUUCAUUGUUUUUCUGGGUCUCACCUUAUCCUGGUCAGCUUCGGUCAAGAAGGAGAACCCAGAAAAAUCUAUGUACAUAGAGUGA
Ilex paraguariensis (yerba mate) is the source of this 1175-nucleotide messenger RNA. The record is from the annotation of a GenBank genome assembly. NCBI's taxonomy places the organism in Eukaryota, Viridiplantae, Streptophyta, Magnoliopsida, Aquifoliales, Aquifoliaceae.